AUGUUUGGCCCUGACAGAUGUGGUGCAACGAACAAGGUGCAUUUCAUCCUUCAGCACAAGAGUCCUGUCACUGGUCUUUGGGAAGAAAAGCACCUCUCAACGCCACCAAGCGUGCCCAGCGAGCGCCGAACACACCUCUACAGCCUCCUGAUUCGUCCUGACAAUACGGUAGAGGUUCGCAUUGACGGCGAGAAGACCUUCAGUGGAUCUUUGCUCCAGGAUAUGCAGCCACCUGUGAACCCGCCACAGGAGAUCGAUGAUCCCACCGACAGCAAGCCAGCUGACUGGGUGGACAACGCCAAGAUGGAUGACCCAGAGCCCUCAAAGCCUGAUGACUGGGAUGAAGACGCACCUUUCAUGAUCCCAGACCCCUCAGCUUCAAUGCCCUCGGGAUGGUUGGAAGACGAGCCUUUGAAGAUGGCGGAUCCCAAGUCCAAAAGGCCAGAUGAUUGGGAUGAUGAAGAGGACGGUGAGUGGGAAGCCCCUGUCAUUGAAAACCCCAAGUGCACUGUUGGAUGCGGAAAGUGGGAGGCUCCGAAGAUCAACAAUCCAGCCUAUAAAGGCAAGUGGUAUGCCCCAAAGAUUGACAACCCUGCAUACAUUGGCGAAUGGAAGCCCAGGCAAAUUGCCAACCCGGAGUACUUUGUGGAUGAGAGCCCAUACAAGAUUCCGACCAUUGAUUCCAUUGGCAUCGACAUUUGGACUAUGGACAAAGGAAUAAUUUUCGACAACAUUGUCGUGGAUAAGAACCCUGAGAAGGUCGUAGAAUUUGGUGAAGCGACCUUUAAGCCUCGCAGCGAGAUCGAGGACAAGUCUGCAAGCAGCGAGAGCCUUUUCAGCCAGUACUUGGAUUGGGCCCCUUAUCAAGCAAAGAUGGCGAUUUCUUCAUGCUAUUGCUUAGAGAAGCUCCCAGUCUUCAACAAUCCUGUUCCAGUGUUGAUCACCAUUGUGGCUCAGCUCGUGGCAAAGGUGGAGGGAAAGGCAAAGAUGAAAAGGCCAUUGCGCGAAUUGCGUGGCUUGGGUGAUUUGGAGCACACGCACCUGGUGAAAGGCUUGGACUUUGCUCUUCUGAACAAGGUCCGGGCGGAGCUGAAUAAACAAAAGAAGGUAGAAGAGAUCCAGAAAGCCAAGCAGCAACAGCGCAAGCCUGGUGAGAAGAAGCGCACCUUUGAGAACCGCAUUGCAAAGAACGUGUGGCUCACUGUCGUGGAUACGCUGCAUCCGCACCACAGCACCUUCAAGGAGCGCGUCCAGAGGAUGGGCAAAGCCAUCGCACAGGGCCACCGCAUUCGCAACGCUCCAAGCAUGUUUCUUCCUGGUCGCAUGGCUUAUGAGUUCGACACGGAGCUGGAGAUGGGCAAGACGGAUAUCCCGCGUAUCGUUUACAUGAGCAAGGAGGAGAUUGCUCCGAGCGAGCGAGGCAAGCUCACCUCCGGUAUGCUGCCGGAGACUGCUGUUCGAGUCCGAAAUGCCAUGCAGAAGGCAGCAGAGGAACGAAAGAAGCGCAAGGAAAAGAAUCUGGCCGCAGGCACGGCCUAUGCGGCUCAAAAGGUCGAGGUCUCCAAGUUUAAGGCCAGGGAUAGCGACAACGACAUUUUUUCUGGUGCAGGUUCCUUUGAUGCCAAUGAAUUUGUCCAGAAGGCACGUGCGGAACAAGCGGCGAAGCAAGGCCCGCAAAGUCUUCAAGAUGCAAAGGCUGCAAAGGAAGUGCCACCCAAGAAGAAGGUUGAGGCAGCCCCACCUCAAGAGAAGGACCCACGGAAGAGAAAGGCAGCAAAAAGCAGCGGCAGUGGACCGCAAGGCAUGGGAAAUCCAGGCAAUGAUGCCUAUGAUGAGCUUUUCCCCAAUGCCAUGAUGGGUGGUGCUAUGAUGACCACUCAUAGCGAUGACAGCGAUGAGGAUGAGGCGAAGAAAAAGAAAGAUAAGAAAGGGGCUGACAAGAAGAAGGUGAAUGAGGACACUGUAACAGCCAACAAGAAGAGUGCAGCAGCAGAAGCCAAAAAGAGGAAGAUGACAGAAAACCAGCAAUGGCAGAAGAUCGACAACAUGAUCAAAAAGGGAAAAGUGAGCUCGAUGGAGUCGAUGGAGCAGCAAGCCUCCAAGAAGACCGGGAAAACCAGCCACCUUGCAACACCAGCUUUCUUCUGA
Molecule: messenger RNA, 2148 nt
Organism: Durusdinium trenchii
Lineage: Eukaryota; Dinophyceae; Suessiales; Symbiodiniaceae
Source: the annotation of a GenBank genome assembly